GCGUAUGACGAAAAUAGUGGAAUGCUCGUAGCGAUUUUUGGACACACCACGCGUUGGGGUCUUUGAGGAACAAUAUCUUUCCCUUAAGUUUUAAACAGGAAAUGGGAGGGAGUAUUAUCUCUAGUUCGUCGUGCGGAUCCCCCGGUGGCGUUUGUUGUUGUGUGGGUGGAACGUAAACAAGUGUGUAGCAGGUAGCGUGUGACAGCAGGGACAGGGGACCGCGUCUUUGGCCUCGAUAGACUAUGUGUUGACCUUGACGGACCAAAGAGUAUGGUGCAAUCUUCAGUGAAACCACUAGACAGACACAUGUGUGAAUGAAUCUGCCAUCCCUUUUGGAUUUCUGAGAUAGGUGCCAUUAUGUACCAUCCUACUAUUUUUACUCAGACGUUAAACAUGGACUUGGAGUCUGCUUUGGCAGCCAUGAAAAGACCAAGAGGGCGACCACCUAAAAGCUCCUAUCAACAGGAUAGUAAUGGCCUAAAACCUCGAGCUAUUCGACCAAGACCAGCUGAAGAACUGUAUGAUUCUUGGAGUCCUAGCAGAGAAGAGAGAAGCCAAAUCCAAGGAGCCAUGGACAUUUUAGCUGCAAGAAACAUCAGUGUGGUUCCUGUUAUGAAUCCUUCCCCUGCUAGUCGAGAGGGCUCUCCCCCACUUGCUGCCACUAGUGCUGGCCCAGCUCCCGCAACAACUCCUCCAGAAUAUGAAGAUGCUGAGCCUGACCCAGACCCUGAUCCAGAUAUGGACUUUGCUCCAAUGUUUUGUGAAGUGAUAGUAGGCCAGUCAGAUGCGCAGAGCUCUCAGCCUGAUUCUGAGCUAAGUAUCACUCCUCGCGUAGUUAUUGGAUCUUCAUCGCGCCUUGACAAAUGCUAUCGUUGUGAUUUGUGUCCUCGAUCCUAUUCAUCUCGUGCUGGACUGUGGUAUCACAAGAAAGCACACUCAGGUGACAAACAAUAUUCUUGUUAUGUCUGCUUUAAACGGUUUUCUCAAAAAAGCCACCUUGAAGUUCACAUAAAGUACCAUCGUAGUAGGGGUCAGGCUCCCCCUUGGGAUCCAGACAAUGAUGUACUAAACUCAGUACGUCAGUCAGAUGAAGAAGAAGUGGGUGACUCUGCAGCUGUUGGUGCAGAGGUUGAAAUGGAAGUUACUCGUCGCUCGCAAAGCCCAAUGAAACGAUCUGCAACUGAUAAUGGGCGUAGAGACAGUCCUAGGAAUAGUCCGGUUGGCAGGUCAAAUCAAUCCUCAGAGCCGAAUUUUGCCCAAAUGUUUGUUGAAUCAAUGUUCAGCAAAGCUGAUGAUGUUGCCGGGGGUGCUGCCCAACAAGCUAUUCGCCAUGGUUCAGCCCGUUUCAAUGACCUGAUAAUAUCAGCCAUCCCACCAUCAGUACCACCACCUGAGCCGCGCACGCUUCAGUCUGCACAAAUCCAAGCUCUUUUGGCUAAAAGCCCUAAACUUGACAAAUGUUAUAAAUGUGAGCUAUGCUCAAAUACAUAUUCUUCACGAGCUGGCUUAUGGUAUCAUCGCAAAACUCAUUCAGGUAACAAACAGUACCUUUGCAAAGUCUGUAACCAAAAGUUCACUCAAAAAGGUCACUUACAAGCGCACAUGCGCACGCAUGAAGUAGACCACCCGUUUGCAUGCACUCAUUGUGAUGCAACUUUCAAUGACAGGGUCAGUUUGGAAAAUCAUAUGUUCACCCAUACCCCUGGGGAAAAACCGUUCACAUGUCGCCACUGUGGGGAGAGGUUUGAGCGACAACUGCAGUUGAUACAGCAUGAGCGAACACAUGCUGUUAACAAACCCCUAAAAUGCCCCCACUGUGAAAGGAGCUUUGCUCAUAAAAAUAAUUUGGUCAAUCACAUGCGUGUUCACCGCUCAAGUGCAGAUCUUGCAAAAAUUGGAAUUUGAGUGGCUAUUCGUAACAAUUUAUAUGAAUUGUUGAUCUACUUUCUCUUGGCAUCAUAAUGUGCUGAAAAGGGUAAAACUACUGUAAGACUUUUUGCUGAAACCAGUUCCAUUGUAAGUGGAUAUUCACCAAUUAAGAAGUAUUGACUUUUGUAAUGUAUAGUGUAAUAAUAGUAUUUGUUGCCUACCAUACUGUUCUUUGUAGAAAUUUCUUGGGCCCUCUUUUUUUUUUCUUCUUAUUAUUAUUCCUGUUUGUUGUUUAGUACAAUAGGGUCACAGAUUGUAAUGCUCUCUUUUUAGUUUCAGAGGCAAGUAAAUAGGAACUCAAGUAUGACACUGUCUAAUUAUGUUGUAGCUAGAAUUUUAACCAAGUUGUUGCUCUUGCACUAUUACUCUCUUGCAACAGUUGACGCUUACUGAACAAAUGUGACCUAAGGAGUUCCAUUUAAGUCCAAAGAUCAGUGGCAUCCAAAUAUUUAUUGGCAGCUUAGUUAUUCUUGUUUCUUUGUUUUACGUUAUUAAUUAUAGUGUUAUGAUAUACCAUAAAUAUUAUUUUAACUAUUAGAUGUAAAAAAUGUUAUUACUAUUCUAAGCCUAAUAUGAACAAAAGAUUUGAAGGACUGCAUGACUUAUACUGCUGAACAAUGACUAGAGUAGAGUAAUCAGCAAAAGCACCAAAUAAUGUUAGUUUUCUACAAGUAAAUGGUAGGUAGUGCUACUCUCAGCUCAUACAUUGAGACGUAUGUAACUGUUUCACUGGUUCCUGCAAUUAUUUAUAAUCUGUUUUUUUUUGCAAGGAGUGUAUUCUGGGCAUUUGUGAUUCACACAUAACCAUUUUGUAUUAAGCAUCACGCACAUAGCUAGGAAUGUGCUCAUGUUUUCUAAACAUUGCUGUUUAUUUCUUGCUCUUUUAAUGUGAUUGUGAUGGUUUUUUUUAAUUUUUUUAUGUUUUUUAAAUUUUUCAAUAGGGUUGUAGAAAUCAGAUAGUAGAAUCUACUUUGGAUAUCCUGUUAUGUAUUUUUGUUGUACAUAAAAGACGUUUACUAAGACCUAGAAGUGUUAAGUUUCUUGAGAUGUACUCUUCAUUGCCAAAUAUGGCAGCAGGGCCUCGUCAUGUCUCUUGUGAGAUUGUGGGGUGGUUUCCAAGGAGAGUGGAAUGAGUGGAUAUGAGCGGCGAAAUUGAGAAGAGAUCACUUCCUAACAACCUGUGAUUAUUUAUGAAUCACUACAAAAGUAAGCUGACUAAGAAUAUAGAAAUGUAGGUGAUGGGUGUUAUAUUUUCAUGUAAAUUGUGUUUUUAAAAAUAGUAUCUUCUAUCGAUUUGGAUCUGUGGGCAGUACAACAAAAUUGACUUGAAGUUUGUUAUUUUAUUGUUACCUUAACAAAAAUGAUAUAGCACACUACUGCAUGUACCACAGUCAGUCAGUAUGCUCUAAAACUAGUACUUGAAGACACAUUCAUUACUCAAUUGAUUAGCAGCUCCAACAAGGAAAUCAUUUAUAAAAUCACUUUAGAAGGUUGAAUUUUAUCCUAUUUUCAGAGCUUUGUAUAAUUAUUUUGUUACAUGAGUGCCCCUGCACUGGAGUGCUACACAUGGUCGCAUCCUCCAUUUGUAAUCCGAUGAGGCACUUUACAAGGGUGGUGUGAUUAUUUGUGGUAAAAUCCAUAAGCAAGCAAUGUGCGGACUUAAAAAUGACUGUUCACUGUAUACUUUACAUAGGAAUGUACGACAGUGACUAAUGUUCCAAGAAAUAUAGUGAUGCAUUUGCUACGAAAUUUUUCAUGUUUGUAUUAGUUUUAUUUUAGUCCUAAUAGUUUCUUCUACGUUGUUUCACAACAAUUGAUGGAUGGGGUAUUGAUGAACUGACAUCUGAGCCUCAUUGCUGGGCUUUUUUUUUUCUUUUUCAUUUUUGUUAUUUCCUCAGCUCUAAAAUUUCAUAGCUUGGAAAAUAAGUGGAACAGUGUGCAUACAAAUCUUGUCUCAAAAAAUUAUUUCUUGGCCUUUUUUUUAAAAAAAAUUUAAAAUAAAAGUAAGCAGUUCUUGUUCUUUUGCCUUCUUCUUAAAACGAAAAACAAACGAACAUCCUUGUUUUAAUUUAGAAAUGCAUUGCAUUGCUGUGGGUUCUUGAGUGAAUUUGAAUCCUUAUGGACUGACCAUCCUGUUUAUCUGAUUUCAAAAGUGGCAUUUGUGCCUUGAUUUUUGUAGUUAGAGGUGUAUUUUAUAGGCUGUUAGCGUCUUCUCGGCAGGGUUCUAUUAAGACUCCACAUUGAAUAUGAGAAAGUAGCUGGUGCACAGUUACAUUGAAACUCACUGAACAUUGUUAUUUGGUUAUAGAGUGUAAGUUUGCUAAAUAUUUUGGCAUUGUUGAUGUGAAAAGAAAGCCUUAGAGGUAGAUAUUCAACUGAAUUAGGGCAAUAAUGUAGAUUGAGGGUAACGGCCCUCUGUAACUUUAUGGGGCAUUUUGCUCAUUUAGUAAGACAAUACAGUAAAAGUCAAAUUGUAUUUCCCCUAUGAGAGUGGAGACAGUUACAUUCAAAGUGCAUUUUUGUGGUUUCCCUUUCUGCCUAAACCUCUAUCAGCAGCUGUGGCUUUUUUUUUUUUUGGAGACUUGUUGUGAGAAAUGUUUGAGCGUUUUGUUCCAUGUAGAAGUGUAAUGAGUGAAUGAUAGUGUGACAGAUUGAUGGAAACCUCUGUGUUUUCAUGUCAACAUUUUUGGCGCAUCCUUAAAUUAUUGACUUCCCACUGCUUGCUCAAUCCAAGAUCAGGAAACUGUUUCUUUAAUAUCAAAAAUCAAUUUGCCAGUGGUUAUUAUUUUCUUUCUUUUCCUCAAAUCAAACUGUGAAUCAAUAUUUAAAUCUUGUUAUUUCUUAAUGAUUUUGAACUCUAUUGCUCUCUCUAUUCCCUUUGUAUGUUAACAGGAGUCAAAUGUAAUGUUUGAAGACUAAUUUUGGACUGUUUCAAGGCGGGCAGAUUGAGGAAGUGAAGGGCUAUUGGCUGUGCUUUUGGAUUGGUUGUUGAUGGAUAUCUAGUUUGGGCUAGGAAGGAGGUAUAUUGGCGUAAUGUUCCACUAGUGGAUCUAAGUACGAACAGAGCACAAUACUAGUUGGAUGUAGCAUUAAAAUGUAUUGCACUGUGCUAACAUUGUAACAUGAGAAACACUGCAAGAUAAGUUUUAUUUUUAAUUGCAGUUAUUACAAGGAGUCUAGUCAUUUUUGUAUUAGUUGUCAAUUAAUUUAUUCCCCAAUGAAUGUGUUUGCAGGUGGUCUUGAUUUGGGAAUGAUUUUGCAGUAAGUGCUUAGAUCUGCCCCCACCCCUUAAAAAAAAAUUAAAAAAAUUUUCACCAAGUUUUUGAAUUUUAAGUUUUGGGUUUUAGCUGUCAGGGCUAUUAAAAUUUCCAGAUUCCAUUUCCUUGCUUACCUUUCUACGCCUUUUUCAUGGCUGUUGCUUCUCUACUUCAAUCAUUUGUUUGUUGUAUUUUUCCUUAAAUUUUGUACUAACUUGUUGGCACUUGCUAGAGAGGCUCUGCCAUGUCAAUGUUUCUUUUGCAUCAUCAUUGGACAUGAUCUUGUAAUAGUUAUUUUGUACCAUAGGUUUUUAUGUUUUGAAAAAUAUGUUUAGACUAUGAUUUUUUUUUCAUUUUGUAAGUUAUAAUUAAAUUAUGUGAUAAGA
Messenger RNA from Thrips palmi, 5572 nucleotides. Its product is annotated as zinc finger protein 343-like. The record is from RefSeq and is a predicted model, not a curated record. The transcript has 4 exons. Bases 358 to 1905 code for a protein of 515 amino acids. Gene Ontology annotation, molecular function: RNA polymerase II cis-regulatory region sequence-specific DNA binding; DNA-binding transcription factor activity, RNA polymerase II-specific. Lineage: Eukaryota; Metazoa; Arthropoda; Insecta; Thysanoptera; Thripidae. Gene Ontology annotation, biological process: regulation of transcription by RNA polymerase II.